This is a messenger RNA of Chiloscyllium plagiosum (whitespotted bambooshark), 3568 nucleotides long. RefSeq names its product protein 4.1. Gene Ontology annotation, molecular function: structural molecule activity; actin binding. NCBI's taxonomy places the organism in Eukaryota, Metazoa, Chordata, Chondrichthyes, Orectolobiformes, Hemiscylliidae. Gene Ontology annotation, cellular component: cytoskeleton; plasma membrane. Gene Ontology annotation, biological process: cortical actin cytoskeleton organization; actomyosin structure organization. The record is from RefSeq and is a predicted model, not a curated record.
GGCGUUAGGCUGGUGCCUAGGGUCGGUUGCGAAGAGGCUGGUGGAGGCCAGGAGAGGCCGAGCGGGAGGAGGUUGAGGAAAGCGGAUAAAAAACAAAAAUAAGCGCAGCUUCCGGACACAUGUCAGGAAUCAUUUUCAGAAAAUAAGGCAAUCUGCAAACUAUUCUGGCACACUGACAGGAUUCUCCAUCGGAUCUAAAUUACCAUUCUGGAUUAUGCCUGUCUUCAUCAUGGCCACAGAAGUUAGCUCAAACACUGCAGCAGGAAAUCCCCAACAGCAGCAGUCAAGUUCUGAGCAACAAGAGCCUCCCAACUUUGACAAAGCAGAGAAACAGCCAAAGGAGAAUCAGCAGCUCACAGAAGUAGUGGACAAGCAAACAGCAGCAGUACCAGUCAACGGUGGUCCAGCCCACAAAGAGGAAGCAGAGAAGGCGCAGUCCUCAAGCAGCAAAGGAUUGUCUCGCUUCUUACCUGGCUGGCUGAAGAGACCCAAAUCUCAGAUUUCAGAAGAAGAGUGUGGAAAGGAAACUGGAUUAGCUUCUGUGGAGGACAAUGCUAUACAACUACAACAACAACUGAAUUCUGUAGAGCAAAAAGAAGAAAGAGGACAAGGGGCCCCUAUUGCUGAUCAGGAGUUGGAUGAUAAUAUUGAAGAAGAAGCAACUUUAGAUUUACAUUCCCUGAGUAGUGUUGAAACACAGCCAGCACAAGAGGAGAAAGAAGAUCUUCUUCUCGAGAAGGAUUCAGUGAUUAAGGAUGAAGUAAAACUAGAAACUCCUGAAGAGAAACAAGGUCAAAGUACGGAGCCACAAACCAGCGAAGCUUUGAAACCACUUCCAAAGAUUACCAAAAAAUCCAAAACCAUGCGUUGCAAGGUGACUCUAUUGGAUGAAACUGAAUUUCAGUGUGAUGUUGAGAGACAUUCCAAGGGACAUGAACUCUUUGCCAAAGUGUGCCAACAUCUUAACCUUCUGGAGAAGGACUAUUUUGGUCUGGCCGUUUGGGAUUCCACAAAUCAGAGAAGUUGGUUAGAUCUCACCAAAGAAAUUAAGAAGCAGUUACAAGGUGGACCUUGGGAUUUUACAUUCAAUGUGAAGUUUUAUCCACCUGAUCCUGCACAGUUGACCGAAGAUAUUACGAGAUACUACCUGUGUCUUCAGUUGCGUCAGGACAUAGUUACUGGAUGUCUGCCAUGUUCAUUUGUUACUCUUGCCCUGUUGGGAUCAUACACCGUUCAAUCAGAGCUGGGUGAAUAUGAUCCAGAGUUACAUGGAACAAAUUAUGUUAGUGAAUUUAGGUUGGCCCCAAAUCAAACAAAGGAAUUGGAAGAGAAAAUUAUGGAACUUCACAAAACACAUAGAGCUAUGACUCCAGCACAAGCUGAUUUGCAAUUCUUGGAGAAUGCAAAGAAACUUUCAAUGUAUGGUGUGGACUUUCAUCCCGCUAAGGACUUAGAAGGAGUGGACAUCAUGCUUGGGGUAUGUUCAGGUGGUCUUCUUGUAUACAAAGACAGGCUCAGGAUCAAUCGUUUUGCCUGGCCGAAAGUUCUCAAGAUCUCAUACAAACGCAGCAGCUUCUUCAUUAAAAUUCGUCCAGGAGAGGAUCAGUGUGAAAGCACUAUUGGUUUCAAGCUGCCCAAUUACCGUGCUGCCAAAAAGUUGUGGAAGGUUUGUGUGGAAAAUCAUACCUUUUUCAGAUUAACAACACCAGAGUCCACAGCUAAGAGCAAAUUCCUGUCCCUGGGUUCCAAAUUCCGUUAUAGUGGUCGAACACAGGUUCAGACCAGAGAAGCAAGUGCUCUAAUUGACAGACCUGCACCACGUUUUGAGCGUACUGCAAGCAAAAGGGCAUCCAGAAGCCUGGAUGGAGCUAAACGUAAGUUUCCAAAAACCUCUGUUGAAUUACCACUGGACGAGGAUCUUGAGCCCAGAUGUAUUGAAGCACCCAGAGAGCAGCCAGCUGCAGUUACUGGGACUCCAGACAGAAGCCCAAGGGCAGUUACUACUUCUGCACCAACCAUAUCUCAAAGUCAUUCAGUGGAAGCUAGUAGCCCACCCACAGCUGAGACGACUGGAGUGACUGAAUCGAAAGCAGUUAAGGAGGAGGUGCAAUUGGAGGUAAAACAAGGAGAGGGUCUCAUUGAGAAGAGAUCAGAACCAGUCCAAGAGGUUAAGCAGGUCAUCACACAGCAGACUGAAAUCGCAUCAUUUCCUGCCACAGCAAAUGAAAAAUCACAGCAAAAGCCCGAUGGAGAGGAAGAGGUUGUCCGAAUGCGCAAGAAGAGAUCAAAGAAAGUUGAGGGUGAAAACAUUUAUGUCAGGCAUAGCAAUUUAAUGUUGGAGGAUCUAGACAAAACCCAAGAUGAGAUCAUGAAACAUCAUGCUAGCAUUAGCGAACUAAAGCGCAGCUUUAUGGAGUCUGUACCUGAACCACGCCCUAGUGAAUGGGAUAAACGGCUAUCAGCACACUCACCUUUUAGAACAUUGAACAUCAACGGGCAAGUUCAGUCUGGCACAGAAGGAGCCAUGGUGAUUUCAGGCCUACGCCCUGAAAAGAAGCUUGGUGGGCCAGAGAAAUUAAUAGAAAGCCUAUAUGGACAUUUGCGUACCAAUGAAAAACCAACAAUACUCCAGGCAACCUACUUCCCGUAUGCGACACCUAAGAAGACCAUACGUGAAGGACAGAAACAGACUUCAAAUAAAUCUGCUUUGCUUUCCUCUAGUUCACACCUUCAGAAUGUGGAUGACUAUCUGAAAUCAGAACUGGAUGAGCAGUCAGAGUGUGUAAAAGUUGAUCACAAGGCAGAAAUAGAGGCACUGAAGCUGGAAAAUAGCUUCAGCAUGAGUCAAGUGGCCAACCCAAUGGAGCUUCCACAGGGAUGGUACUCUAUCCCUUUCUCUGUAAUUAACAGCGAGGAGGAGGAAGGAUUGUACCUUUUUCAAAGCAAGGAGCUGAAGUGGCAAAACAGGUCAGAAAGAGGCCUGAAUAUGCAAGCUGAGGCUUCAGAGGAGAUUACAGCAAAGGCCCUUUUGAGCUCUGCUGCUCCUCAACUAAACUAUCGUCUGAAGGAAGGGGAACAUAAAGACCAAUCUUUAAAGAUAAAUGGCGAUAUAUCUUAUUACCAUGAAUCUCCUCAGCUAAUCCGCUGCUUUCAGCCACCACUUGUAAAGACUCAAACUGUAACCAUCUCUGACAUGCCCAACUCUGAAAAUGAGAUUGCAACAAAUGAAGUUCCUGUUGUUCACACUGAAACAAAGACCAUCACAUAUGAAGCAGCGCAGACAGAUGAUGGUAAUGGUGACUGCGAACCUGGGGUAUUGAUGAGUGCUCAAACUAUCACAUCUGAGACCGUCUCCACCACGACAACCACUCAAAUCACAAAGACUAUUAAGGGAGGAAUUUCAGAAACCAGGAUUGAAAAGCGAAUUGUAAUCACAGGAGAUAGUGAUGUCGACCAUGAUCAGGCUUUGGCACAAGCCAUCAAAGAAGCCAAAGAGCAGCAUCCAGAUAUGUCAGUGACAAAGGUAGUAGUCCAUCAAGAAACAGAGGUGGCUGAGGAAUGAGGCCAG